AUGGCUUCUGAAGUCCCAACCUCCGCUGCUUCUCCUCAAGUCGAAAACGACUACAAAGAGCCUGUGCAUGACAAUGUAGAUAUCGGCGACACUGCUUUCGUUGUUCCCGAUCGCCCUGCUGGUUGGAAAUGGCGCGCUCGCAAGAUUGGCCCUCUCACCAUUCCCUGGUAUGCCUCGCCGCGAUUCCAGCUGAUCAUGGUGUCUUUCGUUUGUUUCCUGUGUCCGGGCAUGUUCAACGCUUUGGGUGGUCUUGGAGGAGGAGGAAAGACGGACGCUACACUGGCCGAUAAUAUGAACACGGCUCUCUACUCCACAUUCGCAGUCUUUGGUUUCUUCGGUGGCACAUUCGUUAACAAGCUUGGUGUCAAGGGCACGCUUGCCUUUGGUGGACUUGGAUACUGCAUCUAUGCCAUUUCUUUGCUCGCAUCAGUACAUGCCGACGUCAGCGGUUUCAACAUCUUUGCUGGUGCCCUUCUUGGAGUAUGCGCUGGUCUUCUCUGGACUGCCCAAGGAACUAUUAUGAUCUCCUAUCCCAAGGAGAGUUCCAAGGGUAAGUUUUUUGCCAUUUUCUGGGCUAUUUUCAACGCGGGGGCUGUUAUUGGGAGUUUGAUCCCACUCGGUCAGAAUAUCCAUGUUACAGCCAACAAGACGGUUGGAGAUGGUACUUAUAUUGCCUUUAUCAUCCUCAUGUUCCUUGGUGCAUGCCUCGCCCUCCUUCUCUGCAACGCCAACGAUGUCAUUCGUCCCGAUGGAUCCAAGGUCGUUCUAAUGAAACAUCCUAGCUGGCAAUCGGAAUUCAUUGGUCUCUGGGAGACCCUUCGACAUGAGCCCCUGGUCGUCCUCCUAUUCCCCAUGUUUUGGUCCUCCAACUGGUUCACAACCUACCAACAGAAUAGCGUCAACGGUGCCCAUUUUGAUACCCGCACCAAGGCUUUGAACAACCUCCUCUACUACCUUGCUCAGAUCGUUGGUGCUAUUGUCUAUGGCGUAUGUAUGGAUAUUACCUGGGUCCGCCGUUCGGUUCGUGCCAAGCUCUCCCUCGGUCUUCUUUUCGUCCUCACCCUGGCUAUUUGGGGUGGUGGAUACGAUUACGCCAAGGGAUAUACUCGUGAAUCCGUCAACACAGAUCCCAAAGUCGGACCAGUCACGGACUUCAAGCCUACCGAUUGGAAAACGUCUGGUUAUGCCGGUCCCAUGUUCCUUUACUUUUUCUACGGGUUCUACGAUUCCGUCUGGCAAGCGGCUGUUUACUGGUACAUGGGCGCACUCUCUAACUCUGGUCGUCGCGCCGCCAACUACGUCGGAUUUUACAAGGGAAUCCAAUCCGCGGGCGCAGCCGUCAUCUGGUCUCUCGACUCCCGCAAGAUCUCCUUCAUGGCUGAGUUCGCCUCGACCUGGGGUCUCCUACUCUUCUCCCUCGUCUGCGCCACGCCCGUCAUCUGGUUCAAGGUCAAGGACCAUGUCACCGUCGAAGAAGAUCUGGUUGGCACGGGUGAGACGCUUGCUGAUGUGCUACCUGAGGGACAUGCCGAGAAGACUGGCAUUGCAUGA
Messenger RNA from Lachnellula hyalina, 1551 nucleotides. Its product is annotated as UNC93-like protein. Lineage: Eukaryota; Fungi; Ascomycota; Leotiomycetes; Helotiales; Lachnaceae. The transcript has 4 exons. The coding region runs from base 1 to 1551 and encodes 516 amino acids. The record is from RefSeq and is a predicted model, not a curated record.